AUGGAUUACGCGAAGGUCGAGAGAUGUAUCAGUCCAAAACUAUUGCAAGAAUUCGACUACUAUUUGCAGAGGAAUUCUUUCAGGAACUUGCACAUAAAAUUUCCAUUGGAUUAUUAUAAAAUGUUCGUGUUUCUGUGGAUCAAGUUAACGGGAAAGUUGAAAGACUGGCUCUAUGCGGACGCGGAUUUAUUUGUUGCAUCAAUAGGGAAUGAAACAGGGCUCACCUUGCGGCCCGAUUAUUUUGAAAAGGAAUUUGGAUUGAUAAUUCUAGGAACUGUGGACGGGACUUCGCAUGGCAUUUAUACGGAAGAUCGGUUAGUUUUAACAUAUUUUCAAUACACAGUACACUUCAUUUUUUUGGGUAUACCAAAGAGGCGAUUAAAGAGGGAAAACAGCGCCGACCAGUUACUAGAAGAUUAUGAGACAUAUAUACAAAGUCGAGAGUUUAAAUUGUAUUGCAAAGAGACGUUUCAAGAUACUUUUAAAACGGUGCAAAAGUCGGCUCCAGGGAACACGGCGACGCUCGGCUUAAGUGCUACGGCUUCGACCCUCGGACAUGCAACCGCUGGAUUCGCGUUUACCUUAGCCGUGGAUGCGGUCAUCACGAUUCGCGCGUUAUCGCACGCGAGAAAAUUACGUAAUGCUGGCGAGAUUUCGGAGGUCGAAUUCAGAGGCACUGUCAUACGGAAAGUGCGUCAGACGGGUUGUCAACUUGUGGCGGGAAGUACGGGCUCCAUGAUUGGUCAGAUUGUCAUCCCCGUGCCCGUUUUAGGCGCUAUGAUUGGUGGAUUUCUCGGCGGCCUCAUUGGUACUGGCGUGAGCAAAGGACUUGAUAAAGUCGAAGAAGUUCGCGAGCUCAAAAAUAAACCAAGCAAAAGUUUUACCAGAAAACAGUCGAAUGUUACAAACGCGAUUUCUAAGAACGACAGCCAGUCUACUGUAGCAAGUCAAUCUGCGAAAGGCUUGGUUGAUUUUGCCAAAAAGCUUGUCAAAACGUCCGAUGAAAAUAUUUCGCAAAUUUCAUCAAAGUUGACAAGGAAGAUUUCAGCAGUUCGCUGCAGAGAUCAGAAUAGUACCAACUUAAGUUGA
Messenger RNA from Paramuricea clavata, 1089 nucleotides. The record is from the annotation of a GenBank genome assembly. NCBI's taxonomy places the organism in Eukaryota, Metazoa, Cnidaria, Anthozoa, Malacalcyonacea, Plexauridae.